AGAUUCAUUUUAGUACUAUUUGUUGUGCGAUUACAGCUUUAAUGUGUUUUCAAAUACUACCAGAUUUACCGAUGGGAAGUGUUUAGUGCAAUUGUAUUAAUGGCCAAAUUACCGAAUGGCUGGAUUCAGCUGGUAUCUAUCUGAAGGCUUCCAGGUGAUUGUAGAGAAGUCAAAAGAAUCAAAAUGCUCUCUAAAAGAUAUACAGUUGCGUUUUUUGUGCCCUGAUGACCUGGAAGAGGUGAAAUCUUUAUGCAGAGAUUGGUUCCCAAUAGAAUAUCCACAAUCGUGGUAUGAAGACAUCACAUCAUCUAACAGAUUUUUUGCCCUGGCAGCUGUGUACAAAACACAGAUCAUAGGUCUUAUUGUAGCUGAGAUUAAACCCUACUUAAAACUAAACGCUGAAGACAGAGGAAUACUAUCAGGAUGGUUUGCAUCAAAGGACACUCUUGUAGCAUAUAUACUCUCUUUAGGCGUAACUCGCGCGUACAGGCGGUCAGGCGUGGCGACGAUGCUGUUAGACGUGCUAAUCAAUCACCUGGCGGGGCCGAUGCCGCUGCCGCCCCACGAACACCGAGUCAAGGCCAUAUUCCUUCACGUGCUCACCACCAACACUGAGGCUAUACUCUUCUAUGAGCAGAGAAGGUUCCGCCUGCACUCAUUCCUCCCUUACUACUAUUCAAUAAAAGGCAGAUGUAAGGAUGGUUUCACCUACGUGUAUUAUGUGAACGGGGGCCACGCGCCGUGGGGUCUUUACGACUACGUAAAAUACGUCGCUAGAGCGGCGCUACGUGGAGGCGGACUCUAUCCCUGGUUGUGGCGAAAACUACGCACGGCACUCACCAUUGCAUGGCACAGAAAUUCCCACAUAAGUUAAUGGUGCAGUGACCGCGACAGAAUGUAAGAAUUACUUUUUAUUUAUUUUUGUAAGUACGACGUGCACUUAAGGGUGGCACAACUUCAAGUUUUUAUACAAUUAACAAUGACAAUUGAACAUAUGCAAUGUGAGAUCGAACAAUAUAAUUUUUUACUAAUGCAAUUAAGUCAUAACACAUUUAAGUUUUUUUUUGUUUAAUCAAUGCAAUUCUUCCAUCUCGCAUUGCUAUUGGCUACAAAACUGACAAAGUUAUUUGUGAUAAUUUUUAUUAUACUCGAAGCUUUAAAACUAAAAUUAAUGUAUAUUGUCAUUUCUUAGGCAGGGAAACGCCACUGAUGCAAGUAUGAUUUGUAAUUUUAUAACUUGGCAAGUUAGCAGAGAGUGUGCCCCAAAAAUCAUUAUUAAUGUUUAAAAGCGUAAUAUAAAAUUUGUGUAAGAGGAUGGAGAUGCGUUUUGAUAUGAUACUUGUAUAUAAAAGCGUAAUACAAACUCGUGUUCAUCGUUGUAUUGAACCAUAUGCAGGGUUAAGAGUAGAGAAUAUUCAAGUGUGAAAGUUUGAAAAAAACUAAAUAAUCGAUUUCUCAUCGUUUUGGAUCAUUCAGAUAGUUUGAUUUUGACCAUCGAAUUUACAGACAUAUUGCACUUUUAUUAUUUAGAUUACAAGCAUAGUCUGUCCCUUGAAUAUUAUCCACUAUUAACUUGACAUCUGUAUAUUAUGUGACAUACAGUGUACAGCGCAGUUUUUGUUAAAUUCGGCCAAGCUGAAAAUAUGUGUUGUAUAAUUAAAGUAAGAGACAAAACAAAGGCAUUAAGAGCUACAUAAAUAUAUCGUACGGGUCACGGUAAAUUUGUUGCUGUAUCGAAAAUAAGACAAACGCAAAUACUUAAAAUAGCAUAACCAAGAUGACACUACUUGCACUAGAACUGAAUUCAAAGAAUUUUGAUGUUAAUUUUUGACAUUAAUGAGCAAAAAUAUGGUUCCUGUAAUACAAAGACACUGUCUUUUUUUAUAAGCGUUGUCUAACAUACUACCGCGUGUUCAAAUGAAUCAUUACUAGUCGUAUUGAAUAGAGGAGAAAUUGACUCAACUCUUUGUGAUUCUAUAAAUCUAAACGCAUUAAUAAUUAAUAAGUCAUAAUAAACAUUUAAAAAAUAAUAAGAUCUAAGCGCAUGAAGCGUAAAGAUUCUAUUGGAUGGUUAGACCAAUAUGACCUGAC
Molecule: messenger RNA, 2091 nt
Organism: Hyposmocoma kahamanoa
Lineage: Eukaryota; Metazoa; Arthropoda; Insecta; Lepidoptera; Cosmopterigidae
Gene: Naa60
Product: N-alpha-acetyltransferase 60
Exons: 6
Coding region: 116-874 (252 amino acids)
Biological process (GO): N-terminal peptidyl-methionine acetylation
Cellular component (GO): Golgi membrane
Molecular function (GO): protein-N-terminal amino-acid acetyltransferase activity; histone acetyltransferase activity
Source: RefSeq, a predicted model, not a curated record